AGUGAAAACGACUGGCGCGAGUAAAUCGAUUCGAUCGAUUGAAAAAGUCGAAUCGAUUGAUUUCGAAUUUACGUUGAAAAAUUAGAACCGACGAGGUAUUUCGCAUGGAUAUUGUUCACGUUAAUUGUCUUGUGCAUUUAUUGAGUAUAAAUAGCUGUUGGAGAUAUGAUGGAAAACUAGUCGUGGAAAUUGUUCGCAUUUCCAAGUUUCUUGGGACAACAAGUUUCCUAAAGAUCGAGAAAAAAUGAAGACCAUCGUCAUCCUACUUUUCACACUAUGCAUCGUCUCUUAUAUGAUGGUUCGUUGUGACGAUAUAACACUGUGUUUGAAACAAGAGAAUCUUAAUCUUGAUGACAUUGAUUCCUUGCUCGAGGAUGAAAGUGAAAGAAUGCUGAGAAAGCGAGGGUGCAUCGAGGCCUGCCUUUUCCACAGAUUGGCUCUGAUGAACGAUAACGUCUUCGACGUGUCGAAAUUCGAUGUAUAUUUAAACGAUACAGAUAUGGAUAUGGAUCUGAAGGACAGUAUACGAAAAAUUAUACGCCAAUGUGUCGAUAAUGCUAAGAACGAGGAUAAGUGCUUGACCGCUCAAAAAUUUAGCAGAUGUGUCAUCGAUUACGUGAAAUUCCAUAUCACGCAAUACAUGAUCUCAAACGCAAACUCGAACACAACGAGCGAAGAAGAGAGCAGCGACAACUCUACUUGAUCUAUCAUACAAGAUAAAUUAAUCGUUGAAUAAAAAUUGUUAAUAAACUAACGAAUAUUCAAAUGAUCGA
This is a messenger RNA of Apis mellifera (honey bee), 773 nucleotides long. It is a transcript of the gene Obp3, whose product is annotated as odorant binding protein 3. The transcript has 6 exons. The record is from RefSeq and is a predicted model, not a curated record. Lineage: Eukaryota; Metazoa; Arthropoda; Insecta; Hymenoptera; Apidae. The coding region runs from base 245 to 703 and encodes 152 amino acids. Gene Ontology annotation, molecular function: odorant binding.